Molecule: messenger RNA, 3391 nt
Organism: Gopherus evgoodei (Goodes thornscrub tortoise)
Lineage: Eukaryota; Metazoa; Chordata; Testudines; Testudinidae
Gene: IKBKG
Product: inhibitor of nuclear factor kappa B kinase regulatory subunit gamma
Exons: 15
Coding region: 289-2031 (580 amino acids)
Biological process (GO): positive regulation of canonical NF-kappaB signal transduction
Cellular component (GO): cytoplasm; nucleus; IkappaB kinase complex
Molecular function (GO): K63-linked polyubiquitin modification-dependent protein binding
Source: RefSeq, a predicted model, not a curated record
CUUCCGCGGGGAGCCGCGAUCCCGGAAGGGAGAAGGGGAAGUGCGAGCCGAGCCGAGCCGAGCCGGGCGGGGCGGGGCGGGGCGAGACGAGACGAGACACUAGGACUUUUGGCCGAGGAACCCGGGUGUCCGAGCCCCGCCGACCGAGGAACCCGGGCGUCCGAGCUCUCUCCCCCGCCGACCGAGGAACCCGGGCGUCCGAGCCCCGCCCCCCCCCCCGCCGACCGAGGAACCCGGGCGUCCGAGCUCUCCCCCGCCCCCGCGCCGGGCCGGGACCUGCCAGGUUGAAUGAACGGGACCCGGCAGCGCCGGAGCUGCGAGAUGGUGCAGCCAAGUGGGGGCCCUGGUGGCGACUGUGGAGCCCUGGGCGAGGACUCGUCCCUGGGCAAGGUGGCAGCCUGGCAGCUGCCCUCUGACCUGGCCGGGCAUGAGGCCCUGCAGCGCUUCCUGGCCGAGAACCAGGACCUGAAGGAGGCCAUUCGGCAGAGUAACCAGAUGCUGCGGCAGCGCUACCAGGAGUUCCUGUGCUUCCAGGCCGCACAGCGUGAGGAGAAGGAGUUCCUGAUGCUCCGUUUUCGGGAGGCCCGGGAUGUGGUGGAGAAGCUGAAUGCUGAGCGGACCGAGAUGAAGUGCCAACUGGAGCAGGCCCUCUGGGAGGUGGAGCAGCUCAGGGGAAGACAGCAGCCGAGCGCCUUGGAGAAGGAGAUCCCUGAGCCAGAGGAGGCGGACACUAUGACCCUGACCCAGGAGUUGGCUGAGCCUCUGAUGGCGCCUGGCCCGGAGAACCUGCAGCUGCUGAAGGAGCAGCUGGAGCAGCUCCAGGAGGUCAACCGGGCUCUGCAGGCCCAGAUCCAGCAGCAGGUGCAGCCCCCAGGAGAGGCUGGUGUGAGGGUCAAGGAGAAUGGGGUCCAGCUGGAGAGGCCGGUGGAGCUGGAGGCCCUGCAGGGCGGCGGGGACAGCGGACCCAGCAGCAGGCGGGAUGCAGGCGAGCUGCUGCAGAGGAGGCUGAAGGAGACAGAGGAGGAGAGAGUGGGACUGAAGCAGCAGCUGGCAUUGGUGCGGGAGGAGAUGGCCAAGCUGGGAACCAGGGCACAGGAGGCUGAGCAGCAGGCUGAGCAGCAGCUUCAGGCCCUGAGGAAACAGCUGGAGCAGCUGACGGAGGACAGGACCUCGGUGAAAGCCCAGGUGACCUCACUGCUGGGGGAGUUGCAGGAGAGCCAGAGCCGGCUGGAGACCUGUAUGCUGGAGAAACGGGAUCUGGAGGAGAAAGCACAGGCUGCUACCGAGCGGUGCUGCAGGCUGGAGCAGGAGGCUGAGGCGCUGCACAAGCAGCACAGCGUGCAGAUGGACCAGCUGCGCAUGCAGGCCCAGAACCUGGAGACAGCGCUGCGGGUGGAGAGACAGGGCGCAACAGAGGAGAAGAGGAAGCUGGCCCAGCUGCAGGCAGCCUAUCACCAGCUCUUUCAGGAUUACGACGGGCACGUGAAAUCCAGCCUAGAGAGCGAGAAGAGGAGCCAGGGCAUGGAGCUGCACCUGGAGGAGCUGCAGCAGCAGCUGCAGCAGGCUGAGGAGGCACUGGUGGCCAAGCAGGAGCUGAUUGACAAGUUGAAGGAGGACAUGGAGCAGCACAAGGCUAUGCUGGAGACCAUCCCUGUGCUGAAGGCCCAGGCCGAUAUCUACAAGGCGGAUUUCCUAGCGGAGCGCGAGGCCCGGGAGAAGCUGCACGAGCAGCGCGAGGAUCUGAAGGAACAGUUUGAGCAGCUACGGCGGGACUAUGACAAGCUGAAGGCAGAUGCUAAUGGAGCCACCUGGACUCUGAUGGAGGAGAUGAGGAACCGCCAUUCGGAGGGGCGCCCACCUGUUCCCCAACCAGUUUACAACAUGGCUCCAGUACCUUUCCAACCCCUGCCAGCUGCAGGGUGCAGGCAAAGUAUCCACGAGGAGCAGCCGGAUUUCUGCUGUCCUAAGUGCCAGUACCAAGCUCCGGACAUGGAUACCCUGCAGAUCCAUGUGAUGGACUGUAUCAAGUGAUGCCCAUGAAGGAGGAGGAGGCUGGAUGCGAGGGGGGUGCCCAGCCUGCUCCACUCUUUGCUUUCCCCCCAUGGCACUUGCUGUUCUGUGACACAAUGCUGCAGCCUGGGUUCACAGCUGUCUUGAGCCAGUUGGAAUGGACAGUGGGUACCAUGGGGGAGGAUGGGGUUUGCACCAUUGUCUCUGCCUUAUGUGAAACUGAAUGUACCUGAUCUGCUGUAAUUCAGGGAUUUGACAAUCUGUAGAGACUAACAGAUUAGUGGUGGGGAGCAGGGGUCCUGAAAGCUACUGAACCAAACUUUAAACCCUGUGUAUAAUGGAAACCCCUUCAAGCUGGGCAGCACUUGGGGGAGGGGCAAAGAGGGGUGGCAGGAACAUUUCACUGUUCAUCUCCCUUUUAAGCAUUUGCAGAGUGUGGUGAAGACAGAUUCCCCUGCUCAGUUUCAGGCUAUCGCAGCAUCUCUGCUUUCCUUCUACACUGUGCUCUGGUUAUUUAACAUUAUGGUCCAUGUGCUGCUCCCAAAGUCAGACUCUUGCCUUAAAGUAAAUUCUACUGAAACUUAAUGCAGAGGGAGGAGAGUUGUGUUUAUGGAUAUUGCUGUAUUAAGCCCCCUUCCUGGUGUUGCUAAAGCAUCCACAACAUGGAGAAUCUUCCCCUUUUCUAAAUACCUGGUAUUUUCUUUUUGUUAAAGUGCUUAUACACUGAGCUAGAUUCACACAAUCACCAGGUCUGCCUUCCUUUACCAUGGAACAACAGAAAUAUCCAAAACACAAGAGCUGGCACUAAUGAGGGGAGGGGGGAAGACAAGAUGGCAAAUAAAAUUCAAUGUUGAUUAAUCCCAAGGGCAGCUGUUUUACAUACACACGGUGUGUAGCAAGCACUAUGCUUUCUAAGGAGAAUUUGUUUGCAUUUAUGGAUCAUCUGGCAACUGGGCCCCCUUCAGGGCUGCCUCCAGGGGUUUUGCCACCCCAAGCAGCUCCCCCCACCCCAAAAAAAGCUGCAAGUGCGAUCUGUGGCAAUUCAGCGGGAGGUCUGCUGAAUUGCCGGCACAAGCAUGUGCUUGCUGAGCUGGCCCUGGCCCCCUUAUUGUUUAAGCACCAGAUCAGGGCAGACAGUAGGGGGUCUGGGUCACUUGUGUCAAUCCUUAGUCCACUACUAUUCAAGUCUUGUGAAAUAGUGAAUAAGCUGCCACUAUGCUCCAUCUACACACACUGUUGAGGCCUGAGUGGGAGUGCUGCCACCAGUUCUGGCAGAAAAUUUCCAGUUUAAUUGCUCUCUUUGAAAAGGUUAUGAACACUGGUCACUUUUGGAAGUACUUUUUAAAUUAACCUUAAAAAAGUAAAAUUAGGAAGCUACCAA